AUGAUUUCAAUGAAUAUUAAUGAAAUUAGAGCCAGCUUCACAGCAAUCAAAGCAACCAUUCAAGCCAAAGACGCCGUCCGAACCAUAAGCAUUUUGUCAUACCCAUACUCUCUGCACAAUUUCACUCCUGCAGAUAGAUGUUGUGUCAUCCAUCACCUGUUAAGAUUCUACGUGGACAAGGUCUUCAAACACUGUGAGACUGAGGAUUCUCAUGUCAACCGGAAAAUCAGCAGCAUAGCCAAUUCCUUCCUCAGCAUCAAGAAGAAAUUCAGACAAUGUAAUGAACAAAAUGUGUGUGAAUGUGGAGAGGAAGCAAUAGAGAAAUAUAAACAAAUUCUCACCAAUUAUGGACAGCUGAACACUGCUUCUGCAGCAAUGAAAUCCCUUGGGGAGCUGGAUAUCCUGCUAGACUGGAUGGAGAAGGCUCAUUAG
This is a messenger RNA of Gopherus flavomarginatus (Mexican gopher tortoise), 432 nucleotides long. Its product is annotated as interleukin-20-like. Lineage: Eukaryota; Metazoa; Chordata; Testudines; Testudinidae. The record is from RefSeq and is a predicted model, not a curated record. The coding region runs from base 1 to 432 and encodes 143 amino acids. The transcript has 5 exons.